Papaver somniferum (opium poppy) is the source of this 1075-nucleotide messenger RNA. Its product is annotated as F-box/kelch-repeat protein At3g23880-like. The transcript has 2 exons. Lineage: Eukaryota; Viridiplantae; Streptophyta; Magnoliopsida; Ranunculales; Papaveraceae. The record is from RefSeq and is a predicted model, not a curated record. Bases 272 to 904 code for a protein of 210 amino acids.
CCUAGAUUUUGUCUGAGCGCAAGCAGCAGCGAUCAAAUGGGAAACCUCACAGAAGAUUUGAUCAUCGACAUCCUCGUUCGGUUACCAGUAAAAUCAAUCAUAAGAUUUAGGUGCGUACUAAUCUAGAUUUUGUUAAGCUGAAACUCAAGCAUGAUACUGAAAGUGGAAACAAUAAGCUUCUUUUAACAAAAGUCCUGAUGUUUAUGGUGGUAUAUACAUUUGGAAUCCAGUUACAAAAGAGUAUAAAAUACUACCAUAUACGAAAUCAAUAAUGUGCCGGAUGAGAUAUGUUUAUGAAAUUGGGUGUGGGUUUGGUUAUGAUUGCGGAAUUCAGGAUUACAAGGUUGUAGCAAUUGUUGAUAAUAAGAAUACAAAUUGUUCGGAUGUGGAGGUUUAUACAUUAGGUUUAGAUCCAUGGAGAAGGAGUUCAUCCAUCCCGUACAGACUUGCUAAAGGAGGACCUGCUGGGGUGUUUUUCAAUGGAGCUCUUCAUUGGUUAGCCCAAUCAUGUUCAGGUACCAAAUUACAAGUUUUACUUUCAUUUGAUAUGAAAGAUGAGAUUUUCGUUGAGAUACACCAACCUGAAAAUUUGGACAAAUUCGAUUAUAAAUUUGUGGGUGUGCUAGGUGGUUGUCUAAGCAUGCUUUGCAGUGUUGGUAAGGUUGGUUUUGAGGUAUGGGUGAUGCAGGAUUAUGGAGUCACAGACUCAUGGACUACAUUAGAAGGAGGACUUUUGGGGAUAUUCUGUUGGCUUCAUUGCUUUAUUACCGAAUUUGUCUAUAUGAGUUACGGAAUUUGUCUAUAUGGGUGUACAUUUGACCAAUUCAGAUGCAGACAAUGUUUUGAAAAUGGCCGCUAUACUAAUUCUUCUGAUAAGAAGAUUCUCCUUUCAACUCGUGUAUGAACUAUUUACAGCUUCUGUUAAAUUUCUAGUCUUUUCCAUAUGGGAUUACUAGCCAAGGUGCUGCCCUGCCUUUGGUAAUCUGCUGAUGCUUACUACGGGCCUUUGGGAAAGUCAUGAACCAAAUAUUCUGAGGCCGACUUUUCAUUUUUUAAUUACUUAUCAAAAUCGACG